AUGACAAGGUGUUCAAAAGAAUGGCUUGAUAAAAAACAUAUCAAGCUAUAUGAUUACAGUGAAUUUUCUGGACUUAAAGAAGUUGGUAGGGGAGGUUAUGGAAUUGUAUGUAAAACAGUAUGUAAAACAGCUGUUAAAAGGUUAGACUCGACAGUUGCGAUUAAAAGACUGAUUGUUGAAAAGAACGAUGAAAAGACUAUUCAAAAGUUUGUUAAAGAG
Messenger RNA from Racocetra persica, 219 nucleotides. The record is from the annotation of a GenBank genome assembly. NCBI's taxonomy places the organism in Eukaryota, Fungi, Glomeromycota, Glomeromycetes, Diversisporales, Gigasporaceae.